CUGCCUACCAGCAGCACUCAGUGCCACAAGUCAACUUUGGCAGGACGCCUGUCAGGCUGUCAGGUGCGCACAUGGCCGCGCACACCGCCACUUCCUGCUUUGACCCGGAGAAGAGUGAUGUGCGUGCGUUUUGCUCUCAGCGUGACGGCGUCAAGUUUGACAAGUGAAACUGUCGCCGAGCAGGAGCAUCACUCACCUGCUGGCGGGACUUCAGCGAAACCGGAACCGCAGCUGCGGGAUGAGAGACGCAGGGAAGCCGGAAUACGACUUGAUGUGAGUGUUCCACCAUGGAGGAGAAGUUCAGCCGACUCAUCUUCAUCCCCAUCGCAGCCUUGCUCUGCUUCAUGAUCGUUUACCAGUACGUGUGUCCGGCGGAAAGCAACACUUGCUACUUGCGACGUGAAGACAACAAUCUUUUCGAGUACUCGUCAUCUCACUACACCGGACAGGUGGACGAGGACCUCACAAAGACCACCUUCAGGUUUAACUUCACGGAACGAGACCUGGACAGACACGUGGACUUUAACAUCCGAGGAGAUGACGUGAUGGUGUUUCUGCACAUCCAAAAGACCGGAGGGACCACGUUUGGGCGCCACUUGGUAAAAAACAUCCAGCUCGAGCAGCCAUGCGAGUGCAUGUCCGGCCAGAGGAAAUGCACGUGUCACCGGCCCGGGAAAACGGACUCGUGGCUCUUCUCCCGAUUCUCUACCGGAUGGAGUUGCGGCUUGCACGCGGACUGGACCGAACUUACGAGCUGUGUUCCUGUGGUGAUGAACAAGAGGGACAAAAAGAGUUCCCAAAAGAGAAAGAGGAAUUUCUACUACAUCACAAUGCUCCGUGACCCGGUGUCGCGCUACCUCAGCGAAUGGAAGCACGUACAGCGCGGCGCCACUUGGAAAACCGCUCUCCACAUGUGUGACGGCCGCCCUCCCACUCAGGAUGAACUCCCCGCCUGCUACAGCGGUGAAGACUGGACCGGUGUGCCCCUGGUGGACUUCAUGAACUGCCCCUCCAACCUGGCCAACAAUCGACAGGUACGCAUGCUGGCGGACCUCAGCCUGGUGGGCUGCUACAAUAUGUCGUCCAUGAAUGAGCUGGAAAGAGGCCGCGUGCUGCUUGCCAGCGCCAAGGCUAACCUUCGCAACAUGGCGUUCUACGGUCUGACCGAGUUCCAGCGAAAGACGCAACACUUAUUCGAGCGGACAUUCGGUCUCCGCUUCAUCCGGCCCUUCACGCAGAUCAACAGCACACGUGCUGCUAGCGUGGGAAUCAGCGAGAAGGUUCAGUGGCGCAUCGAGGGUCUCAACGCCCUCGAUGUGGAGCUCUACGAGUAUGCCAAAGAUCUCUUCCUGCAGCGCUACCAAUACAACCGACAAAAGCAGCAUCAAGAGGAGCGUCUUCGGCGGCGGCAAGAGAAGCAGCGUCUGCACAGGACCUACCUGGCAGAACUGCUGAGAUUUGGAAGCGAGCAGGAGGAAGAGGAGGUGAAGGUGGUCGCCACGACAGAGGACUACAGCAGUCAGGUGGUGAGAUGGUGAGGAGGACACAGCACAGACGCUCCUCCUUCUUCUGUCCAUCUACCAAAUUCUGUCAGCUCUAAUUGUUGGCCUACUCAACAGUGUCUUAAUAUUUAUGAUUGUAACAUUUUCUAUGUAUUUGUUUCCUAUGGCUAUUUUGGAACUGCAGUUGUGAAACGUGUUGAGCGCAGCCAAAUGUUUGCAGUUUUGGACCAUUUUUAAAUUAAAGAUCUCAUGUUGUGUCAUGUUCUAGCACCGUGUUGACCAUUAGAAUAUUGUGCUUACUUUGUGGCUCGGUCAGAAAAAUCAAAAAACAAACUUGACUGCAGGUUUUCUUUCCUCCGACCAACAAUCAACGCUUGGAUGAAAUCCCGUCUAUAAAAAUAUGCAGCAUACUGUGAUGUAACUAUAUUCUUGAUUAAUUUUUUUUUUUCGCCAAAAAAUAGCUCCAAAGCUGUGAGAAACAUUGUGUCACAUUUACACAUUAGGAAAACAAUUGAUGUGAUGUAGCACACUGAUUUUUGUACAUUAUUGCUCCGAGAUUACAGCACCGCGGGUAUAAUAACUUUCUGUACACAGAUAGAAGAAAGUCCAAGUUACACAAAUGGAAGGCUGAUAAGGGACCUAAACUAAAAUAAAAAUACAAAUCCUCUAAUGUAUGUAUGUAUGUACUAUGGUGUUUUAUUUGUGACCAGGUUUGCAGCAAUACACUGGUGUGCUUUUACAGCAGAUUAUCAUCACAGCUAAAUCAUUACCUUUAAUUAGCACCAGUGUUGUCUGCAUAUUAAAUGCGGGGGAGUAAAUUGAUCAUAUUUGCUGACUGCUGAGAAGAAGACAUUACAGGUAGUGUUCAAAGGCUCGAAACUCGAAACUUUUAGAUCAUUGAGCUAAAUUAUUUUCAUUCAUUCAUUCAUUCAUUUUCUACCGCUUUUUCCUGCUGGAGCCUAUCCCAGCUGUCUUCGGGCGAGAUGCGGGGUACACCCUGGACUGGUCGCCAGCCAAUCACAGGGCACAUAUAGACAAACAACCAUUCACACUCACAUUCAUACCUAUGGACAAUUUGGAGUCGCCAAUUAACCUAGCAUGUUUUUGGAAUGUGGGAGGAAACCGGAGUACCCGGACAAAACCCACGCAUGCACGGGGAGAACAUGCAAACUCCACACAGAGAUGGCCGAGGGUGGAAUUGAACCCUAGCUGUGUAGUCUGCGCGCUAACCACUAGACCGCUGUGCCGCCCUAAAUUAUUUUCAGAUAAUUGAAAAAUAUGUAUAAAUGAAUUUUAUAGGAGGGAGUAUUAGGGUGCAAUUACAGGAACAACCUAGAACAGGUUUAUGCUUGUAGUAUUAAAAAUUGAGUAUUAUCUGAUGCCAAUAUCAAAUCAAUACCAUAUCGGUACAAUUAAUUUAUGAGUUAUUUUAGACUCAGACUUAGACUUUAUUGAUCCACAAGUGAAAUUGCUUGGUUACAGUAGCUCCAUUGCAGAGGAAAAAAAAAAGACAAAAACGCUGAAAUAAAAUGCAAUGCAAUAUCUAUAAAAUAUAAUCAAAGCAAAAUAUAAAUGUCAUUUACAAAUUGUGUGUACAAAUAUGGUAAAUACAAGUAACACUUUUAGGUAUUGUAGAGCUGGAUGGCGUUUGGAAGGAAUGAAGUUCUGUAGCGUUCACUGUGGGAAUGGAACCGGAGGAGUCUGGUGGAGAAUUAGCUCGGCUGCCCCUCCAUUGUUGUUAUUAUUGUCUAUUGCUACGGAUGCAACACCGGUUCUGUGUCACCAUUGGGGGGGGGUGGGGCGUGUUGUCAAACUUUUACAUCACUGUUGGUUCUUAUUACUUUUUAAGUGUGGCUUGUAUCAAAGUUAUAUUUAUUAUUUUGAUUUAAACCGGAAAAGAUUAAAGAAAAGAACAUCGCAAGCUUUGAUGUAAGCGCUGAAGAUCGGUGUUUAGUUUGUUGUUGUGUCUAUAUUUUCACCACACACAAAAAGCACAACGUAUAACAGGUCGUUAGGUAAUGUAAGGUCGUUAAUGUAAAUCAGGAAGAGUAAUGGUCCUAAAAUACUCCCCUAAGGCCCCCCCAUGUGAUAUUGUUGUACCAAUUUUUACAAGCUGCUUCUUAGAUAUGAUGAAAACAUGUCUAUUGCAGAAGAAGACAAAUGAAAAGAAAUGAGUUUGUUCAACAAAAUACUAUGUUAGCUACAGUAAUAUGUCCCAUCUGUUCAGUGAAUGAAAGCAAUGCUGACAUGCUUGACCAAAACGGUCUAAAACCAAGCAGUGUAUUGUCUUUAUGGUAUUGGAUUGCUUGAUUAUAUCAUAUUUUAUCAAGUACCUUAGAGACUUUUGGGAGAAUUGAAAUUGGUCGAUAAUUGGGGACGUUACUUGGAUUAUCUGAUUUAUGAACCGGGGUAAUCUGAGCAGUUUUCCAAAUAAUAGAACUGUCGCAUGUACAGAUUCACUGUGCAAGUGAUGGAAAGGUAGUAUGAGAGUACAAGCAUGGGUUUUCCAAAAAAUUAUGUUUAUAUUGUUUAUAUCGCAGGCACGUUGUGAGAUCUCAGAAAAGAAAACUGCUGAGAUGAAUUUAGUAGUAUUGGGAAUAAAUUGGUACAUUUCGAGGAUAACUCUUGUUAUGAGAUAUACUACUCAUUAUUACUGAAAUUGUUAUUUUACAAAUUAUUUUCACCAGUUAAAGAUUUUAUAGUUCGCCAUAGAGAGUUUGGGUUGGAAGCAGCAAAUUUUGCUAAUUUUUGCUUUGAAAAUAAAGCAGUUUGGCUCUGCUUACUUCAGUGGUAGAUUUGUUUCUGUAUUGAUUUAAAAUCAACUUAUUCUCUGAUAUCGGAUUGACACAUUGUGAUCAAUAUUGGAUCGUGACACCCCAUUGCUAUUGUCAUAGCAUUUUUUUUUUUGUUUUUAGUGUAUAACCCAAAUUCUCCUUCUAUUUCACAGGUCAACAUGGUGCUAUCUACUGUGCCAUUAUUGCGUAAAUAAAUGUCAUUACACAUAUGGCAAUGAAACAUGUGAUGCAUAGAAAAACUGCUUAAAUUGCAAUAGAAAAUACUACCUUGUUUGUCAUGUGAAAGCCAAAAAUAAAGGUCUUUCUUCCCUGAAUGUUGCUGAAAUCUAUUGGGAGACAUCACCAGGG
Messenger RNA from Doryrhamphus excisus (bluestripe pipefish), 4645 nucleotides. Its product is annotated as heparan-sulfate 6-O-sulfotransferase 3-B-like. Lineage: Eukaryota; Metazoa; Chordata; Actinopteri; Syngnathiformes; Syngnathidae. Gene Ontology annotation, molecular function: heparan sulfate 6-sulfotransferase activity. The record is from RefSeq and is a predicted model, not a curated record. Gene Ontology annotation, cellular component: membrane.